CUCAGAAGCUUUGAAGACGUUUUACAUUUGAAGAUUUUCAUUGAAAAAGAGCUGUCACCUCUCAUUCUGUUGGCACAAGACGGUCGCGAGAAUGAGCGAUGCAGGGAGCGAUAGUGAGAUUUCCUUCUCUGUGAAAUUCUUCGGCCGUCUUGUGGUGGUCCGUCCAGACGGUAUGCAGAUUCUAAUGGAGGCGUCUGCGGCUUUGCAGACUCCCAGCAGUGAGGUGAGUGACAAAGUGAAGAAGAAGAAAGCUAAAGUGCACCUGUCCCUCUCCAGAAGUGGCAUCGACAUCCUGGAGUAUAAAACAAAGGUGUACUUUGACUCACUGCUAGUAUGGCAGUUCAUGCUAUACUCCUGCCCUCUAUCCACUGUGUCUUUCUGUGCGGUGCACCAGAUGCAGCCUAAACUCUUUGGCUUCAUAGCCAAGCACCCAGCGACCGACCUCUACCACUGCUACGUCUUCCAGAGCCAAAAGUUUUCUCACUUGCUGGUGUCCGUGGUGGGUGACGCCUUCCAGGCCUCCGGGCAGAAGCAGCAGGUGAGAGCAGGUCGGGAUCUGGUGGUGGAAGCCCUCAGACACAAGAAUAACAUCCUGCAAAGAGAGAAUAAUGAUCUGAAGAGAAGACUGCAGAAGAAAGAUGGGGUUCACAUUCAUGAAAAUUCAGGUGAUGACGAGUACAUUGAGCAAUCCACAUCACAAGAUGCAGUGAGAUUCAAGUCAGUGGGUAACUGAAGAGCACACGAAGACUCUGUCAUCCCUUCAACAAUCUUCAUUGAUUCCUUUUGUAAUACUGUGCAGCCUUGUGUCAUUAGAAACUAGCGCUGAUGUGGAGCUUAAUAAAACAAAUAAAUAAAUAAACAAAAAAUAAAACAAAGCUUAAUAAUGAUGAACUGUAACUUUGCUGUUGAAUAAACGUUAAUAAGAUAUGAAU
Electrophorus electricus (electric eel) is the source of this 932-nucleotide messenger RNA. Its product is annotated as PTB domain-containing engulfment adapter protein 1. Lineage: Eukaryota; Metazoa; Chordata; Actinopteri; Gymnotiformes; Gymnotidae. The record is from RefSeq and is a predicted model, not a curated record.